Molecule: messenger RNA, 2410 nt
Organism: Adelges cooleyi (spruce gall adelgid)
Lineage: Eukaryota; Metazoa; Arthropoda; Insecta; Hemiptera; Adelgidae
Exons: 1
Coding region: 836-2248 (470 amino acids)
Molecular function (GO): protein binding
Source: RefSeq, a predicted model, not a curated record
UGUUUAUAAAAUGAUUUAUAAUACAUAUAAUAAUACUCCUUAAAUAUAUAAAUAAUACUCCUCUCAGAGUAUUAUAGUGACGUAUCAGCCAAUGCAUUAUUUUCAGGAAAAGCAAAAUUCAAUUUAAAAUACAGACAACUAUAUAUUUAGAAAUAUUAUAAUUAAUAAUUUAAAAUGAUCUUCUGGUACUAUUAGAGCUAUACCGUUUUGCAGAAAAAUUGGUUUGUAUGCUUUUAAAAGAAAUAAAACCAUUUUUGGUUGACAAGUUAAUAUGAUCCUGGUCAUAAAUUUCCCAACAUUUAAAAACUUAUAUAGGCCCAACCAGGUAGUGGUUUUAAAGCGAAAAUACUAUUUAAAAGAAAUGCGGUUUUUUUCAACUAUUUCCACUAAAAUUUAAUUUUAUAAUAGUUAUUUGUUUGCUAUUUGAUAAGCUAGUCAGGGGCAGGGGUGGGAAACUUCUGCCCGUGCCCCGUUAAAAAUGCAAAUACAUAAGUCUAUAUAGGACGAAUCACGCAUGUCUAGUUUGGUGGAGUAAAAUCUGGUAACUGAGAAGUGAUAAGCAGGAGGUAAACUCGAUAAGUGAUUACAAUUUUUACUCAUAAAAAAUCAAAUGAUAACGCAACGAAGUUUUGUUUACAUAAUAAUUUUGUUUCUUUAAAUAUUACUGUAGUCUUAUUUUAAUGCAAAUUGUAAUAAUUGACUGUAUUCUCACAUACUGAAAUCCACCAUGUGUGCUGUACUCGAAAUGGACGGUAAUAAUACUUAUAACGAGGUAGAAAAAAAAGAAAACCACUAUGUUAUUUGUUAAGACUUAAGAACUUGUUUGGAAACAUGUAUGUUUAAAAAAUUAAAUAUGGACGAUUUAACAUCACAUCACAAUAAAAACCAGUCUCGCACAACCGAAAGUGGCUUACCUUCUUGCAGUAAAGACGUUUCCAUUGAUGUUAAACAUUCACCAACUCGGUAUUCUGGAGACUUUGGUCGGUACUUCAGCGAACAGUAUUCUGUGCUCAAGCUUGUAUUAUGUCACUUGGAUUACUACGACUUGUGUACUAUGAGACGCGUUAACAGUAAGUUUAAAAGCGCAGUAGAUAUAAUACUAUUACGUAAUCGUAUGUAUAUUCAGUAUGCAACGCUAGAAUAUAAACAAGGAACUACCGAAAACUAUUCAACAGAGAAUUUACACAAUGACAGACCACCUAAUAAUGCAUUAAAUAAUAAUAAUCAUUGCAUUGACUUAAGGAUAGAGCCUAGAACAUUGUUUACAUUUGAAUGUAUGCCGGGUAGCGGAGGACCAUCAAGAUGUCGUCCAAAAAUAUGUACACGGUUGAGGGAGAGUACUAGCAGAAGUAAUGGAGAUGAUCGAUGUAGAGACACAGGUAGUUUUUUUCCUCGAGGAGAUAUUGUGCCAAAUUCAGUUACGACAUUUAUUCCCAUUGGAGCUAAAGGUAUAAUUUAUACUGAAAACAAAAAAAUUAAUGAAAGAACCAAAGUUAAAAAUUCAAAACAAUUGUUAACUUCUUAUUCAUCUCAUGAUAAAAAACUUGUGCUCUUAUACUUACCGACGAGUAAUAACUAUGAAGUAAGUGUAUUUACUCGUGUUAUAACAUCUAGUUCAUCAUCCUCACCUUCUGUUCUUUCUCAAGAAGAUCAUACAUUCUUCGCCCACCAAGGUCCUCCGAUUCGUGGACUUUUGUUCUUGAAAGUUGGAUCAUCCACUCAAGUUGAUACAAUUAUUAAAUCUAUAGUUAAAUUAGUUACAGAGAAUAAUAAUUCUCUACCUUUUGCUGUAUCGGGCGGCCAUGUUACAAGCUUGGAUUACAAUAGUCCUCCAAAGAAAAAAAACAGCUUAAUUCCAGGCGUCCUGCAAGUCGUAAUAUUUCGCGGAGAAGGGAUUUGUUGUGUCAGUGAUGUUAUCUCAUCAACAACAGAACACGGAAUAUUAUUGGGAUUAAAAGAGACUGAAAAACAUGUUAAUCAAACCUGGAAAGAAGAAGAUGGUGUAAUGUUAGAUUCCCGGCGUAGUUUCAUAAUGUCGUUCCAGUGUAUCGAUAGACAGCAGCUAGAAGAUCAUAAAUAUUUAUCAAUGGUUUGGCCAAACAUUCCAUUAUUUGGAGUACAAACUUGGGGUGAAAUUGGCUUACGAUCUUUUGAGAUUAAAAAUUUAGAAUGUCCACCAAAUAAAAAGAAAAGGUAUUCCAUAAUGCACUCGGUGAAAACUACGUUUAUGAUUAUAACAUUAAAAUAGAUGUUUAUAAAUUAUAAGUAACACAUAUUAUGAUAGUUAAUGAAAUAAUAUUAAAUGUUUUCAACCUGUGUAUACCUAAUAAAAUAAUUUGAAUUGUAUAUUUAUAUUUUAUUGUAUUUAUUUUGCUUGUUUACUCUUUAAAGAUGACUUUUAUAAACUAGA